GAACUACAAAUCCCAGCAAACCACGCGGCUUUGGCGUUCAGUCCUGAUGAACUACAAGUUCCGGGCCGCACCACGAGCACGUUCAAUUGAGCCGUCUAGGGCGUGGUGACUAAGGUAGUUGCUAUGGGGUUACGCUGAGUAACUCUUCAGGUAGUGAGACGCUGAAGCCGGAGGGGAACAAUCCCAAAGGAAUGAAUCCCUUACGAUGGCGUUUCAGGCCUCAGUGACAGGCUGAACCCAGACUCCCAGGGCCCAUGCUUCCACCUGAUGAAUGAUGGCCUGAACUAUGAGCAAACGGGACUAUAUGAACACUUCGGUGCAGGAGCCUCCUCUAGACUACUCCUUCAAAAGCAUCCAAAUGAUCCAAGAUCUGAUAAGCGAGGAGCCAAGGACAGGUCUACGGCCGGUGAGGCACUCAAAGUCAGGAAAGUCACUGACCCAGUCCCUGUGGCUCAACAACAAUGUCCUCAAUGAUCUGAAAGACUUCAACCAGGUGGUUUCACAGCUUCUGCAGCAUCCAGAGAAUCUGGCCUGGAUUGAUCUCUCCUUCAAUGACCUGACUUCCAUUGAUCCUGUCCUAACAACAUUCUUCAACCUAAGUGUCCUCUACCUUCAUGGCAACAGCAUCCAUCGCCUAGGGGAGGUGAAUAAGCUAGCAGUCCUCCCUCGUCUCCGGAGCCUGACCCUCCAUGGGAACCCCAUAGAGGAAGAGAAAGGGUACAGGCAGUACGUGCUGUGCAACCUGCCCCGUGUCACCACGUUUGACUUCAGUGGAGUCACCAAGGCCGACCGCAGCACAGCUGAAGUCUGGAAACGCAUGAACAUCAAACCUAAGAAGGUCCGGGUCAAGCAAGAUGUACUCUGAGAUUCGCAGGACCCCAGCACACCUAAUGCCCUGAGGAUGAUCAGCUUGGUUUGACAAUAAAUGAUUUGAGCUGUUGAACAGAU
This is a messenger RNA of Arvicanthis niloticus (Nile rat), 948 nucleotides long. RefSeq names its product leucine rich repeat containing 51 (gene Lrrc51). The record is from RefSeq and is a predicted model, not a curated record. Lineage: Eukaryota; Metazoa; Chordata; Mammalia; Rodentia; Muridae. Gene Ontology annotation, molecular function: protein binding.